ACAAACUUGUAAUCGAAUCAAUCGAUCGAUCUCUCUCUCUCUCUAUACAGUCAGUUCUGUCGCAGAGAGGAGCGAAGAAGAAUAAGAACAAUGGAAGCUGCGAAUACAGAGAAGGCAAUAGCGCAUGAAAUUGGAGGAAUCCAAAAUGAUACAUUUCGUUUUGGACUCCACAGUGUCAAGAGCGACGUCGUUGGAUCUCACCCCCUUCAAUCUGCUUAUCAAUCUACGAAGGAGGUGCAGGAACAGAUGAAAAGGAGAAUUCUUUUGAACACGUACGGGUCGGCACUUCCGUUGAAGAUGGACCUCGAUCGCCAAAUGCUUUCGAGAUUCCAAAGGCUUCCAGGUCCAAUACCAUCUUCCAUGCUAGGUUUGGAGGCACUGACUGGAAGUUUGGAUGGCUUUGGUUUUGAAGAUUACCUCAGUGACCCACAGCAAACCAGGGUGAGAGAAAGCCAUCAAAUUUGCCAAGGAGGGAUGGCACAUGCUCGGACAGCUUUUGGGGAGAGAGAAAUAUAUUAUAUAACAUUAGUGAGAGAAAGCCAUCAAAUUUGUCAAGGAGGGAUGGCACAUGCUCGGACAGCUUUUGGGGAGAGAGAAAUAUAUUAUAUAACAUUUUCUAUUUAAAAAUAUUCUCCACCCAAAACCAUCAUUACAUUUUCCA
Camellia sinensis is the source of this 661-nucleotide messenger RNA. The record is from RefSeq and is a predicted model, not a curated record. Lineage: Eukaryota; Viridiplantae; Streptophyta; Magnoliopsida; Ericales; Theaceae.